ACUCUUCUUCUUCUUUCAGGGGGGCUUCCUGUUGGCUGGAAAGGAGGUCACUAUAAAGGACUGAGGGUGAUGAAGGUGAGAGCAGACGUAGUAAAGACAUACUAAGGCAAAGAGGUGUGGCAACUUGUCAUCCACACAAGUAAGAGGACAAUGUGGCUGGUGCUUCUGACAUAUCAACUUGCUACUCUACUUAUCGCCCAGGGUCAAAAUGCCUGCAUUGGACACUCUACAUUCAGAAGUCCAGCUAACUCAGACAUGGAGGUCCUCUGUGGCUCUCAGACGGUGGACCUCCAGAUCCUCCUGUGUCCCGUCUAUUUCAACGGAUACAACGAGUCUCUGCUGUCCCUCAACUCCGAGCACUCUAAACACCAGUGUAAAGGGAACGCUGACUGGACUGCAGACCCUCCUGUGGUCAAAUUCAACUUCUCCAUCACAGAGGAGGGCAUCACAGCCUGCUCCAGCAAGCUCACAGUCACUCAGGAGGCGGGAACUGGAGUUUUUGCCGACUUCUCCAACGUCCAAUACAUCAAUAUCUCUGGUAUGGUGUGCUCUAAGGACCCCAGCACAGGGGCCAUCACCUACCACCAGGAGGUGAUGUACCAGUUCUCCUGCCACUACCCGCUGCAGUACCUGGUCAACAACACUCAGAUGAGCGUGUCUGCAGUCAACCUGGCAGUCAAAGACAAUAACGGGAGUUUCAUCAGCACACUGAGCAUGCGACUGUACUCGGAUGAAAAGUACUCCAGGACACUGCAGGUCCCUCAAGGAGGCCUGGAGCUGAAGACCAGGAUCUUUGUGGAAGUGAAGGCAUCAAACCUCACUAAUAGAUUUAAUGUGCUCCUGGACCGAUGUUAUGCCACAGCCUCACCUUUCCCUGUCAACACCACAUUUCACGAUCUCUUUGUUGGCUGUAACCAGGAUACCCAGACAGUGAUGGGAAUCAACGGGGCGCAGCAGGAAGCACGUUUCUCCUUCGAGGCUUUCCGCUUCACUCAAAGCGAGGCAAUCUUCUCCACCUACUAUGUCCACUGUGCCACCAGGCUGUGUGUGAAUGACAUCUGCCCAAGCCUCAAGAACUGCUCGUCCAGCACCAACUCAAGGAGACGCCGGGGUGCCAGCAACAACCAGGGCACCACUGUGAGCGACAUGGCCACCAUCAGCUCAGGCCCCAUCACCAUCCGCACGGACCAAGGGAAUCUGGUGGCUCCUGGAGGUGCUCAGCAGGCUCACCUGAACAGUACGAUGGUGGCUGUUUCUGUGGUUGCGGGCAUUGUUGGAGCCAUCUGUCUUACAUUGGUGGCUUUCAUUGGAUACCAAAUGUACAACUCCAACUUCAGUUUCAACAAGAGCAUCCUGCAAGGGUGAAAAAAGCUGGGGGAAAAACUUAAAAAAUAUAAUGUAAGGAUUACUCACUCAUAAGAAAAGUAGGCUUUAAUGUUCAGUGAUGUAACACCAGACAUGAAGAGCAUCUCCUGGGUAAAAGAGCUCUCUGGCAUGAGGCCUGAGGGCUGGCAUGUAAUUCAUGCUAGUUCCUGUCAACCUGCAGCAACCAAACACUUGAACUCAGAACUAUCCAUGCUCCAGGCUGAGUUACUUUAUUAAGCUUUUUUAUUUAAACUUUAAUGUUUUAUAUCAAGUUUUCUAUGGCCAAUAAAGGUGUUUGA
This is a messenger RNA of Labrus mixtus (cuckoo wrasse), 1664 nucleotides long. RefSeq names its product zona pellucida-like domain-containing protein 1. The coding region runs from base 151 to 1365 and encodes 404 amino acids. Gene Ontology annotation, cellular component: cell surface. The record is from RefSeq and is a predicted model, not a curated record. The transcript has 11 exons. Lineage: Eukaryota; Metazoa; Chordata; Actinopteri; Labriformes; Labridae.